GCUCAUCUGAGCUGGUCUUCGCCCACCAACCGCCAUUUUGUAGCUUCAACUUUGUGCUUCUUUUUUGUGGUUCUCUUGCCCAGUUUUGUAUUUUACCAGUCCAUGUUCGAAUUCCUGAGUUUCGACAUUUAGUUCAAAUGAGAGUCUGCAUUACACUUAUCAAGUUCUAAUUUUUAAAACUGGGUUUACUUGCAAUCUGAUUUUUUACCACAAAAGGUGGGAACUUUAUUGCUUCAUCGUUGGAUUUGAGUAGUUGAAGUGGGGUUUUGUCAAGUGUUGGUUCAAACCCAUGAAGAAUUUUCAGUGGUUUAAACAAAUCUCCAACAAUGGAAAAAUCAAGAGGCGGCUCUCACUGGGAGAGUACAACAGAGCAGUUUCUUGGUCCAAAUAUUUGGUGUCAUCAGGAGCUGCGAUUAGGGGAGAAGGAGAGGAGGAGUGGAGUGCAGAUAUGUCCCAAUUGUUAAUAGGAAAUAAGUUUGCAUCUGGAAGGCAUAGUAGGAUCUAUAGAGGGAUAUACAAACAUAGAGAUGUUGCGAUUAAGCUUAUAAGCCAGCCUGAGGAGGAUGAAGACUUGGCUGCUAUGCUUGAUGGACAAUUCACUUCAGAGGUGGCCUUGUUGUUUCGGUUGCGGCAUCCCAAUAUCAUCACUUUUAUUGCAGCUUGUAAGAAACCUCCCGUGUUUUGUAUAAUCACCGAGUAUUUGGCUGGAGGCUCAUUGCGAAAAUACCUCCACCACCAAGAGCCAAAUUCCGUUCCACUCAACCUUGUUCUGAAGUUAGCUCUUGACAUUGCCCGUGGUAUGCAAUAUCUUCAUUCACAAGGGGUACUUCAUAGGGACCUAAAAUCAGAAAAUCUACUGCUUGAUGAAUAUAUGUGUGUGAAGGUGGCUGAUUUUGGUAUCUCAUGCUUGGAAUCUCAAUGUGGUAGUGCAAAGGGAUUCACAGGAACAUAUCGUUGGAUGGCUCCUGAAAUGAUCAAAGAGAAGCACCAUACCAAGAAAGUUGAUGUUUACAGUUUUGGCAUAGUGUUGUGGGAGCUUUUAACCGCAAUGAUCCCGUUCGACGACAUGACUCCAGAACAGGCUGCAUUUGCAGUCUCUCAUAAGAAUGCAAGACCACCAUUACCUCCAGCAUGUCCGAUGGCAUUUCGUCAUCUCAUUAACCGGUGUUGGUCAAGCAAUGUGGAUAGGCGACCACAUUUUGAUGAGAUAGUUUCCCUUUUGGAAUUUUAUGCUGAAUCCCUGGAGGAGGAUCCUGAUUUCUUUUCCAUCUACAAACCUUCCUCAGAUCUCACAAUCUCGCGAUGCUUACCAACGUGUAUUGCCGGCGGGUCUAGCUUCUUCAAAAGCCUAGAACAAUGAGUUUGUGUGUACCAUAUUGUUUUUCAUAUCUAGGCUUAUAUGUAUGUAAGAAAAAUGAAAGAGUAUAAUUACACUCUUUUCAUUUUCCUUGUCUUAGAUUAUUGGAUCAGAGCUGUUUCAUUCCAUAUCCGGCCGGACUUAGUACCUCUUAUGCUAAUCCUAUUGUAACUUGUAAGAACAGAUUACUCCUCAUCAAUCUCUGUGGGUAAUCUAUAUUCCUAAUUCACAUCAAUUUAUUAAAUAAACAUGCCAAUGUGACAGAA
Molecule: messenger RNA, 1623 nt
Organism: Tripterygium wilfordii
Lineage: Eukaryota; Viridiplantae; Streptophyta; Magnoliopsida; Celastrales; Celastraceae
Product: serine/threonine/tyrosine-protein kinase HT1-like
Exons: 3
Coding region: 290-1360 (356 amino acids)
Biological process (GO): protein phosphorylation
Molecular function (GO): ATP binding; protein kinase activity
Source: RefSeq, a predicted model, not a curated record